CAGGCCGCGGCGCUCUCGGGCCGCCCCUGCCCGGCGCCGCCCCUCGCGGAGCCCGGGGGCCCGCACCACCGCCCGCAGGAUCGCCGGCGCCUCCAGUCGCCGCUCGCCGCCGACGGACUCGGCUCCCGGCCUGCCAGCGCCGAGUCCGCCAGCGCCAGCGCGGGGGGCCGCCAGCGCAGCCGGCGCAGCUCGGGCCCGCCGACUCCCGCCGCCUCGCUGGAGGCGUGCGGCAGCUGGUCGGACCUGCUGGGGAGCGAGCCGCGCCGCUGGCGCUCCCGGCUGGAGGAGGACGUGCGGCAGCGCCACGCGGACCUGCUGCUGAGCGCCUGGUCGCACCUCUCGGCGG
This is a messenger RNA of Prorocentrum cordatum, 346 nucleotides long. The record is from the annotation of a GenBank genome assembly. NCBI's taxonomy places the organism in Eukaryota, Dinophyceae, Prorocentrales, Prorocentraceae.